GGCGGGAGCCGCCUCAAAAAGUUCGGAUGCAGCCAGUUCGCCCGAAAGAAUGCGUAAUUUUGACACACGGACUGAGAAGGAGAAGGCGAUCAACGAAUGGCUUCCGAUCACCUCUUCAAAGAAUGCAAAGUGGUGGUACGCAGCUUUCCACAAUGUCACUGCCAUGGUUGGAGCUGGAGUCCUCAGUCUCCCUUCUACAAUGGCAGAUCUAGGAUGGGGAGCUGGUGUGACCAUACUGAUACUAUCAUGGGUUAUUACUUUGUACACACUGUGGCAAAUGGUUGAGAUGCAUGAGAUGGUACCUGGAAAACGUUUCGACAGAUACCACGAGCUGGGGCAGCACGCGUUUGGUGAGAAGCUCGGUCUCUAUAUUGUCGUGCCCCAACAACUCAUUUGCGAGGUGGGAGUGGACAUUGUCUAUAUGGUGACUGGUGGGAAGUCACUGCAGAAAUUCCACAAUUUGGUGUGCCCAGAUUGCAAAGAUAUCAAGCUUACCUUCUUCAUCAUGAUCUUUGCCUCAGCCCAUUUCGUGCUAUCCCAUCUUCCCAACUUCAACUCCAUCUCUGGUUUGUCUUUAGCAGCUGCAGUUAUGUCCUUGAGCUACUCUACCAUUGCCUGGACUGCUUCUGCUCACAAGGGGGUGCAAAAGGGUGUGAAAUAUGGCAACCCUAAUACAACCACGCCGGGAAAGGUGUUCGGUUUCUUCAAUGCCUUGGGUGAUGUUGCUUUUGCCUAUGCUGGGCACAAUGUGGUCUUAGAGAUUCAAGCAACAAUCCCUUCUACCCAUGAGAAGCCAUCCAAGGUACCCAUGUGGAGGGGAGUCAUGGUUGCCUAUAUAGUUGUGGCCUUCUGCUACUUCCCUGUUGCUAUAUUCGGUUUUUGGAUGUUUGGGAACCAAGUCGAAGACAACAUCCUCCUCUCAUUAGAGAAACCCACUUGGCUCCUUGCAAUGGCUAACUUGUUUGUCGUUGUUCACGUUCUCGGAAGCUAUCAGGAUCAAAUCUACGCAAUGCCGGUGUUUGACAUGAUAGAAACUCUUCUAGUAAAGAAAUUGCACUUCAAGCCGAGUUGGAUGCUUCGCUUUGUUUCACAAAAUAUAUACGUGGCUUUCACAAUGUUCAUUGGCAUGACCUUCCCUUUCUUUGGUGCUCUUCUUGGUUUCUUCGGAGGGCUUGCAUUUGCACCAACAACAUUCUUUUUGCCUUGCAUCAUGUGGCUUGUCAUCUAUAAACCGAAGAGGUUUGGUUUGUCUUGGUUUGCUAACUGGAUCUGCAUUAUCCUGGGUCUUCUUUUGAUGAUUUUCUCAUGCAUUGGAGGGCUGAGGGAAAUUAUACAAGAUGUCAAGACAUAUAAAUUCUACUCUUAAGCAACUCUUGUCACACCAA
Molecule: messenger RNA, 1385 nt
Organism: Rhododendron vialii
Lineage: Eukaryota; Viridiplantae; Streptophyta; Magnoliopsida; Ericales; Ericaceae
Product: lysine histidine transporter 1-like
Exons: 7
Coding region: 50-1366 (438 amino acids)
Cellular component (GO): plasma membrane
Source: RefSeq, a predicted model, not a curated record